GGUUUUUUGAAAUCGAAGGUGGAUUCCGGCCAGAAGAUUUGGGAGCGAUCCCGACUCGAAAGCAGCAACAGAAGGCUUUGUGGCAGCAUUUUCCGUCCUCCUCGAUGACCGGAGUGGGGCAUUCUUCCUCCUGCUACGGGAAUGGCUGUACCAAGAAUCACUGCGAAUAUGCGGAUCUCUCUGCAGAGGAUCCUCAACUUCCGACAAGAUUGCUUGAUGUUAGAAGCCCAGCAAAGUUAUUGCCUUGCCACACAGAAGAGCGUGAACGAGGCAAAUAUAUUGCGCUAUCUUAUAAGUGGGGCACAGUUCAGACAUUUUCCAACAACGCGGGAGAACGUGAACAAAUUAUGCAGUGGGUUGCAGCUUCUGAAUUACCGAAAGCGUUUCGUGAUGCGAUUGAAGUCACGCAGAAGCUUGGAGUCUCUUUCCUCUGGAUUGACUCGUUUUGCACCUAA
Molecule: messenger RNA, 455 nt
Organism: Hyaloscypha bicolor E
Lineage: Eukaryota; Fungi; Ascomycota; Leotiomycetes; Helotiales; Hyaloscyphaceae
Product: HET-domain-containing protein
Exons: 1
Coding region: 105-455 (116 amino acids)
Source: RefSeq, a predicted model, not a curated record